AUGUGGUUCAUUUUUGGGGGCAAGGUGGGGCCCCAGCUGAAACUUGAGAGGCGCAGAUGCAGCGCUCUCCAGUUCCCACGGCCCGAGGCAGCAUCAGCCGAGUGCCCGCACCGCGGGGACCGCCCGGAUGCUGCCCCGGGGUGGUCGGAGCACAAUCGUGCGGACGUCAAGCCCGAGCUCAGCGCAGCAGUGCCGAAGGACCCCUCACAUGCCAGCCAGCUUCCCGGGAGGCUGUGGCUGCACGGGGAGACCGAGCUUACGAGCUUCCCCGUGACUUUCCUCCAGUGCCUGGAUGCUCUGCUCUUAGUGGAAACUCAGUCUGGAGACAACGAUGCUGUGCCCACAUCCCACAGCCGCUCCUCUUGGCUGUCGGCUCUACGUUGCUUCACCAUGAAGCGUCCACACAGCGCUGAGCGUGCCAUGCACUGUGGCACACCCGUGACCCCUCCUGCACGGGGAACUUGGGACGUGAACUACGUGGGCAAACAAAGCGUCCGCUGCAGGUCGCGGGGCCCGGUCAGCCCCCAGCCCGGGUCGGACCCCGGCUCUCCGUACAGCCUCACCCAGGUCUCGGGCGCGUUCUCUCACGACGAGUGGUCAGUUCACACCCCUGCAGACGGGGAAGAAAGCGGCAAGUGUGAAGCGGCACCUCCACCCGCGCAUUUAAAGCGGCGCCCGUUGGAGGGCAGAGGAGACGCGCAAGCCGUUCGGAGCUCCACUUCUGACGAGUCGUGCGGGCAGAGCCGCUCCGGGGCUAGGAAAAGUGCUUCUUCCCCCGCCCCUUCCCCCCUGGCCCGUCCUGCUCGAAAACGCGAAGGCGGCAGCGGAGAGGACGGGGACAGCUGGAAGAAGCCCCUCUUGCGGCGGGGAGCCGCCCUGUCCAGAGUCUCCCGGUGCCACCCGGUCAGCGGUGCGGGGGGCAUCGUACCGGCGGGAGGGCGGAGCGGGGGCGGCGGAGGGCAGGGGCAGGGAGGGGCGCGGCGCGCGCCCCACCGCCCCCGCCGCCCCCCGCCGCGGCCGCCACUUCCCGCGGGCGUCGCUCGGCGGCGGGCGCUGCCUCCGCAGGAAGCGGCCCCGCGCCCGCCCCUCCCGCGCCCGGCGACGGGCUCAUGCACUGUGCGGCGCGGCGGCGGGAUGGCUCCGGUCCGGGCGGCGGGCGCUGAGCUGCGGCCCCCCGCGCUGCUGCCGCUGCCGCUGCUGCUGUUGCCGCUGCUGCUGCCCGACCGCGCCGGCGGCCUGGAGGUGCAGCGCAAGUUCCUCUCUCCCACUCCCACCAACAACUUCGCGCUGGACGGCCCAGGCUCUCGCGUCUACCUGGCGGCCGUCAACCGGCUCUUCCAGCUGUCGGGGGGCGAGCUGGCGCUGGAGGCGGAGGCGGCUGUGGGGCCGGUGCUGGACAGCCCGCUAUGCCACGCGCCGCAGCUGCCACAGGCCUCCUGCGAGCACCCCAGGGUGCUCACCAACAACUACAACAAGAUCCUGCAGCCGGACCCCGAGCAGGGCGUCCUCGUCGUCUGCGGCUCCAUCUACCAGGGCCUCUGCCAGCUGCGCAGCAUGGCCAACAUCUCGGCGGUGGCCGUGCGCUUCCCGCCGGGCGGCAGCGACUCUGUCACCGUCUUUCCCAGUAUGCUGAACGUGGCGGCCAACCACCCCAACGCCUCUACCGUGGGGCUUGUGCUGCGCCGUGGCGGCGGCGGCGGGGCGCGGCUGCUGGUGGCCGCCACCUACACCGGCUUCGGCAGCCCCUUCUUUCCCCGCAACCGCAGCCUGGAGGACCACCGCUUCGAGAACACGCCCGAGAUCGCCAUCCGAGCCCUCAACGCCCGCGGCGACCUGGCCAAGCUCUUCACUUUCGACAUCAACCCCUCCGACGACAACAUCCUCAAGAUCAAGCAGGGCGACAAGGCGCGGCACAAGCUCAGCUUCGUCCGCGCCUUCCUGCAGCGCGGAGCCGCGCCGCGCGCCCGCCGCCCCUACGCCUACCUGGCGCUCAACAGCGAGGCGAACGCGGGCGACAAGGAGAGCCCGGCGCACAGCCUGCUGGCCCGCAUCUGCCUGGGCGAGCCGGCCGAGGCCACCCUCAACGGCAGCGGCGAGACCAAGAAGCUGACCGAGUCCUACAUCCAGCUGGGGCUGCGCUGCGGCGGCGCCGCCGACGCCUUCACCCGUCUCGUCUCGGUCUUCCCGGCGCGGGCGGCUUGGCGCAGUCCCGCCGCGCCCCCCGACCCCGGCCCGGCUCCGGCCCCGCCACCCCCCGAGGAGCUGCUCUUCGGCGUCUUCGAGCGGGCCGGGGCCGGUGGCGCCGGGGGGCGGCCGCAGUCCGCGCUCUGCGUCUUCCGCUUCGCCGAGAUCGAGGAGACGAUCCGGGCCGCCCGCAACUCCUGCUUCGUCAGCCCCGCUGCCGGCAUGGUCACCGUGCUGGACAGCGUGGUGCAGGGCACCGGCCCGGCUUGCGAGAAGAGGAACAUACAGCUGCAGCCGGAGCAGCUGGACUGUGGAGCAGCGCACCUCCAGCACCCACUGGCCAUCGUGAACCCCAUCACAGCCACCCCCAUCUUCACUUACAGUGGCCUGACCGCAGUGGCAGUGGCCAGCGUCAACAACUACACUGUUGUGUUCCUGGGCACCGCCAGUGGAGGACUCCUGAAGAUUAACCUGGACACUACCAUGAAGGUUAUUAGCAGGAGAUCCAUUUCAGUGGCUUACGGAGAGCCUGUCCACCCUAUCAUGCAGUUUGACCCUUCUGAUCCCACCUAUCUUUACCUGAUGACCUCCUACCAGAUGACGCGGGUGAAGGUGGCUGCCUGCAGCCAGUACUCGACGUGCACGGAGUGCCUGGCCGCCGCUGACGCCUACUGCGGGUGGUGCACGAUGGAGACCAGGUGUUCUUUGCAGCAUGAGUGCACCAACUCCACAGGGGCCAACUUCUGGGCGAGUGUGAGUGAAGGAGUGCAGCAGUGCCCCUCCAUGACCAUCCUGGAGCCUGAGAUCAAUAUUGACAAAGAGAACCCGGCCCUGAUAAUACAAAUAAAUGGAACUAUCCCAAACCUGAAUGGAACAAAUAUUUCAUGUGACUAUGGAAACAACAUCCACACGGUAGCCAGAGUUGCUGGAGAUUAUGUAAACCAAUUUAUUUAUUGCAGUUUGCUUCCACGUGAGAAAUAUCCAGCAUUUCCUGAUGACCAAGACCAUGUGGUUGUUGAAACUGCUCUCCGGGUCAACAGCAAAAACAUUAUCCAGGCCAAUUUCACCAUCUAUGAUUGCAAAAGGACUGGAAACAUUUACCCAAAGAGAGCGUGUACCAGCUGCCUCUCAGCCAGGUGGAAGUGUCAUUGGUGCCCCUCCACCUACACCUGCGUCUCCAACCACUCACAGUGUGUCAGCGCGCUGCAGAUGAAGAAGAAAAUUGACUGUCCUCGAAUUGUACCUGCCCCUUUGGAGCCAAUACCCACAGGAGUAUCUCGGGACAUCACGAUCUCACUGGCCAAUGCAACUUUCUCUAAGGAGACAGCUCUGGAGUGCCAUUUUGGGACAGACAGGACAUUUGAAGCCCGGUGGGUGAACUCCUCCGCUGUGGAGUGUGUGCAUGUGCUGCUUCACACAUCAGAAAAAAGCCAUCAAUUCCCAGUGAACCUCCAGCUGAAGGACAGACCAGACAGAUUUAUUGACAGUCCAGAGAUGAUGACAGUGGAGGUGUACAACUGUGCAACCGGCAGUGCUGACUGCUCCCAGUGCCUGGGGAGGGAGGACCUGGGGCACCGCUGCCUCUGGAGCGAGAGCAGCUCCAGCUGCAGGCUGCACACCGAGCCCCCCCAGGUCUCUGAUGUCUGCCCUGCUCCUGAGAUUAGGAAGAUCGAGCCGCUGCGUGGGCCGCUGGAGGGGGGCACACUGCUGACCAUCCGUGGGAGGAACCUGGGCCGCCGCUUCAGCGACGUCCUCACUGCUGUCUGGGUGGGCAGCGUGCACUGCGCCCCGCUGCCCGACAGAUACAUCGUCUCUGAGAUGAUUGUGUGCCAGACUGGAGAGGCUCAGGAGGCGUUCUCGGAUGUGGUAACGGUUAAUGUGAGCCGGGAAGGGAAGUCCAGGGAGCGAUACUCCUAUGUGCUUCCCCUGGUGCAGUCCAUUGCUCCCCCAAAUGGCCCGAAGGCUGGAGGAACCAGAGUGACCAUCAGAGGCAGCAGGCUGGAUGUCGGCUCGGAGCUCCGUGUCCUCAUCAACUCCUCCAAGCAGUGCACUGACCUCAGCCGCACUGACAGCACCAUCACCUGCACCAUGCCCGCCGCGGAGCUCACCACGCCUGUGCCAGUCUGCGUGCAGUUUGAGAACAAGUCUUGUACCAGCCUCAACAUCACUUUCAAGUAUGAGAAGAACCCAGUUAUAUCAGACAUCAACCCCAAAAAGAGCCAGAUCAGUGGGGGCAGGAUCAUCACCCUGGAAGGAAGAGGCUUUGGGCUGGUCCAGAACGUGUCCAUGGCUGUCCGUGGCAUCGGCAGAGAACACACGUGCUGCAAGGUUCACACUGACACCACGAUCACCUGCCCCUCUCCAGCUGCCUCCAACAUCACUGUGGGGAGCAAACCUGCCCCCGUUGACUUCUACCUCAAUGGGCGCCUCUACGCAGAUGACCGCCCAGCUCUGGAUGAGGAGAUGUACCCUGAGGAGGCCCUGCACUUCAGCAAGUUCAGCCUGGAGUACUAUGCUGACCCCCAGUUCUCCACAGCCAAGAAGGAGAAGUGGAUCAAGCACCAUCCCGGCGAGCCCUUAACUCUGGUCAUACACAAAGAGCCUGACAGCCUGGGCCUGGAGAGCAAUGAGUACCAGGUGAAAAUCGGCCUGAUCUCAUGUGAGAUCCAGAUUGUUUCAGACAAAGUCAUCCACUGCUCCGUCAAUGAGUCGCUGAGCACCUCAGAAAGGCAGUUACCCGUGACGAUCCAAGUUGGAAAGUUCAACUACACAAUCGCGAUGCUGCACCUUGGGGGAGGAGAGACCGCAAUCAUUGUCUCCAUCGUCAUCUGCAGCAUCCUGCUGGUCCUUUCUGUUGUAGCACUCUUUGUGUUCUGCACAAAGAGCCGCAGAGCUGAGCGCUACUGGCAGAAAACCCUGCUCCAGAUGGAGGAGAUGGAGUCACAGAUCCGGGAGGAAAUCCGCAAAGGUUUCGCGGAGCUGCAGACAGACAUGACCGACCUGACCAAGGAGCUGAACCGCAGCCAAGGGAUCCCCUUCCUGGAGUACAAGCACUUUGUCACCAGGACGUUCUUCCCCAAAUGUUCCUCUCUCUACGAGGAGUGCUACGUCCUCCCGUCCCAGCAGCUCAGCUCCCAGGUGGGCUCCCAGGUCCAGGAAACACAUCCGCUCCUAGUGGGAGAAUGGAAGAUCCCUGAGAACUGCAGACCCAACAUGGAAGAAGGAAUCUCACUGUUCUCCACCUUACUCAACAACAAGCACUUUCUCAUCGUGUUUGUCCAUGCUCUCGAGCAACAGAAGGACUUUGCUGUCAGAGACAGGUGUAACCUGGCGUCACUGCUUACGAUUGCGCUGCAUGGGAAACUGGAGUAUUACACUAGCAUCAUGAAGGACCUCUUGGUAGAUCUAAUAGAUGCUUCAGCUUCCAAAAACCCCAAGCUGAUGCUGAGAAGAACGGAAUCGGUGGUGGAGAAGAUGCUCACCAACUGGAUGUCCAUCUGCAUGUACAGCUAUCUCAGAGAGACAGUUGGAGAGCCCUUCUUCCUGCUGAUCUGUGCCAUCAAACAGCAGAUUAACAAAGGUUCCAUUGAUGCCAUUACGGGAAAAGCCAGGUACACCCUCAACGAGGAGUGGCUGCUGAGAGAGAACAUUGAGGCAAAGCCAAGGAACCUCAACGUCUCCUUCCAAGGCUGUGGGAUGGACUCCCUGAGCGUCAGGGCCAUGGACACAGACACACUCAGCCAAGUGAAGGAGAAGAUUCUGGAGGCCUUCUGCAAGAAUGUCCCCUACUCCCAGUGGCCAAGGGUGGAAGAUGUUGACCUUGAGUGGUUUGCCACCAGCACCGACAGCUACAUCCUGCGGGACCUCGAUGACACCUCGGUGGUGGAGGAUGGCAGGAAGAAACUCAACACAUUAGCACAUUACAAGAUCCCUGAAGGGGCGUCCCUGGCCAUGAGUUUGUCAGACAAGAAGGACACCACACUGAGCAGAGUGAAGGAUCUGGACACUGAGAAGUACUUUCACUUGGUUCUCCCAACCGAUGAAUCAGUGGAACAUAAGAAGUCCCACAGGCAGAGCCAUAGGAAGAAAGUCCUUCCAGAGAUCUACCUGACACGGCUGCUCUCCACCAAGGGCACACUCCAGAAGUUCCUGGAUGACUUGUUCAAAGCCAUUCUCAGUAUCCGAGAUGAUAAACCGCCUGUGGCCGUGAAGUAUUUUUUUGACUUCCUAGAGGAGCAAGCAGAGAAGAGAGGGAUCACAGACCCUGACACUCUGCACAUCUGGAAGACCAACAGCCUUCCACUGAGGUUUUGGGUCAACAUCCUGAAAAACCCCCAGUUCGUCUUUGACAUUGACAAAACAGACCACAUCGAUGCCUGUCUGUCUGUGAUUGCCCAGGCCUUCAUCGACGCCUGCUCUCUCUCUGACCUGCAGCUGGGCAAGGACUCCCCGACCAACAAACUGCUGUAUGCCAAGGAGAUCCCCGAGUACAGGAAGAUAGUGCAGCGAUACUACAAGCAAAUCCACGACAUGUCCCCGUUGAGUGAGCAGGAGAUGAACGCCCACCUCGCAGAGGAGUCGCGGAAAUACCGGAAUGAGUUCAACACCAACGUGGCCAUGGCCGAGAUAUACAAAUAUGCCAAGAGAUACCGCUCACAGAUCGUGGCUGCCCUGGAUGCCAACCCCACAACGAAGCGCACGCAGCUCCAGCACAAAUUCGAACAAGUGAUUGCGCUGAUGGAGGAUAACAUCUACGAGUGCUGCAGCGAAGCCUAGGCCGGCUGCAGCCCUGGAAGUGACCUUUCUCGCAGCACAGUGCCACAGGGGACCUGCCUUCAGCCUCAGGCACACCGUGGUCAUCCUCAAACCAGCCUUGUGGUGGGGGUGGGCCUGACCAUGGCCGAAGGCCUUCCUCACAUCACAAGAAGCCACAAGACAUCUUUCAGAGCAGCUCAAACUCCUCUGGUAUGCACUGUGGCACCCAUAAUUUAUUUGCUGUUGCCAGCCAGAAAUGGAGGUGUAACACUUGGGGCAAGCUCAGUUCACCACUUCCCUCUGGUCAGCGCCCGAGCAGUCAGUGCUCCCUGCAUCCCUGUGUGUGGCUCCUCAGGACAAGGGAUGGGGCUGCAGAGGCUGGAACAACAGACACAAAGCAGAAGGGUCACCUCGGGAAGUAAUGAGUAGAGACAGCAUAGGCCAUCAGAGCAACGCCUGAGUUCCCUUCCACUCCAUCCCUCCUACAUCCUUGUUUUUUGAACACCAGGGACUCUUAUCAGCUGUUCACUAUCUGCUGCAUUCUGUGUAUUUUUGUGCCUUUUGAUUUUUGUACUGUAUGUGUAAACAUAACUGCCCCUCCAUCUGAGACUUGGGCAACAUGGGGAACUUGGGGCUGAGACAAAGCAAUUGCUUCCCAAGCAGCUAAGGCGUGGUGAAAGCACUUUAUCCUUAACAGAGACAGCUGUUUGGGUGCCAGAGGGAGUGCAGUCCGUGUAAGACAGUGUGGGAAGGGCUGUUCCCCCUUCCCUGGGUUCUUGUCUCUCAUGCACAGCAAGCUGGAGGUGCAGUGGGUAGGCAAAUAUCCCACUGCCCAGCCGGCUGGCCGCAGGCAUGGUCCUGUCUAGACCAGAUGCAGACAGAGGGUGAGGGAAAGACAGUGCCCCUUGCUCCCAGCCUCGCUGCACUGGCUCAACCUGUGUCUGUGGCACUGCCCCACCUUGGCCCCAGUAAUGCCUUUCAUGCCAACAGGGCCAGGUCCUGCUGAGAGCCCUGUGGCAAUGGCCUCGAGCCACACAGGGCAAACACCAGGUAGCAUUCUCUCUUUUUCUGCCUCUCCCCACGGCCAUCACCGAACACAAGGUCGGUGCUGCAGAGGUGUCUCCCAAAGCAGCUUGUUCUGCGUGCUUCAGGCCCAGCCCCCAUAUCUGAUACCUAAGAGCAGCCAAGAGAGGGGGGCUUGGCUGCAUGGCCAGCCUGUUUUCAGACUUUAAAGGCAGAGGGACUGGACCCAAGUCCUGGCAGCCCAGCACCGAUGCAGGCCAGCAGAGCACUUCCAGUGUCCCGAGCUGCAGACUAAGGGAGAGAGUGUUCAAGGCCUAGGCCGGGGUCAGUGGGAGGGUCCCACUGGCAGACAAAUGGACCUCAUGCGAGACCAGAAACCCCAGUGCUGCACUGUGGCACUUGCACUGGGGCAAUCCCCCAUCCCAGCUUGGUGGCCCCUUCUCCUUCCUGCAGCCUGGGGAGCUGUGACCGCUCUGGUCUCCGGUGUCACACAGGCCCCUCUGAAGAGGCUGGACACAGCCAGCGCCAUGGGCUCGAAGCCAGCAUUCCUGCAUGGGCAAAGGCUCCUGCCCACAGGGCUGACCCACUGCGGAUGCCAUGCUUCAGACUGCCAAAUAGGAAAGAAACAAAGAAAAAAGUUACUACCUCACUGCAGGAGGGUGUCAGGGGAGCCUUUGUUAGUCAUCCAACUGACAAUGAUGCAGCCUGGUAUUAGAUAACUGUUCACCAAAAGUCCUCCUGGGUGACUCUCUGCCAUGGACAGGUGGCCUCCAUUCCACUGUUUCCAGUAAUGCCACAUUUGUCAGAAACCGGAAUAUCAGAGUCGUGUAUGUGUACAUAGAUAUCUAUUUUAAAACAAAUGAUAGACUUUAUCCAGUACGUUAAAAGGGGGUAAGGGAGGGAAGGGAAAGGGGAAGAACAGAGGGGUUUUUUUAAAGAGAACUACAGAAAAAGUACUUACACUGUGGAGGUCUCAAUGUCUUUACUGAGGAUGUGGCUUCAGAAUAUAAACUCUUAAGAAUGUAGCUGGGCUACAUUUUAUUUUGAAUUUUUUUUCUGUUAGAAACUGUGAAUAGCUGCCAGAGAUUUAGGCAGGCCCAGUGCAGGGAAGGCAAGGGCAAGAAGGAGCAAGGUAGCAGAGAAUGUUGAGCUUGGUUGGAGGCAGGGAAAAGGUGAUGGAGCUAUAGCCCCAUGUUGUUUGUUAAAGGGAAAGGAUACAAGUGAGUCAAGAGCAAGCAGAGUUUGCCUCCAGGUGUUGUGACUGGGCUGUGUAUUGAGACUAUUGCUUUAUUAUUUAAUUUUUAUCAAAGCAAAAAAAAAGGAAAAAAAAAGAAAAGGAAAAAAAAAAGAAAUAUUUGCUACAACCAUGUAAAGGAACAACUUUAGCAGAGCAAAAGCUCGAGGGUUUGUAGUGUUGUAUUGCCUUGAACCCCCGAGCCCUUUGUAACAUGUUUUUCAACUUCGGCACGUGUUGUGGAUGUAGUGCCCUUACCUGCUGUGUAGUGGAAGUGGCAGACUCCUGGCAAAGCCUAUCUUUGUAAUAAAACAAGGUGCUGAA
Messenger RNA from Myiozetetes cayanensis, 9520 nucleotides. RefSeq names its product plexin D1 (gene PLXND1). The record is from RefSeq and is a predicted model, not a curated record. The transcript is spliced from 42 exons. Gene Ontology annotation, cellular component: semaphorin receptor complex. Gene Ontology annotation, molecular function: semaphorin receptor activity; protein binding. Lineage: Eukaryota; Metazoa; Chordata; Aves; Passeriformes; Tyrannidae. Gene Ontology annotation, biological process: positive regulation of axonogenesis; negative regulation of cell adhesion; regulation of cell shape. Bases 1 to 6960 code for a protein of 2319 amino acids.